Fusarium graminearum PH-1 is the source of this 1686-nucleotide messenger RNA. RefSeq lists its product as uncharacterized. Lineage: Eukaryota; Fungi; Ascomycota; Sordariomycetes; Hypocreales; Nectriaceae. The coding region runs from base 1 to 1686 and encodes 561 amino acids. The record is from RefSeq and is a predicted model, not a curated record. The transcript has 3 exons.
AUGUCUUCCGGCUUUACUAUCACAGUUACCAACAACGUGGGUUACGAUGUGGACAUCUUCAAUGUCUUCAGUCCCGUCUCCAAUCCCACCCCCGGCACGCCAGUGGCAUUGACCUACACAAAGUUGGCCACUGUACCAAACGGCGCCGUUGCCCAGCAGGUGCAAGGCGUGCCGGGUGGUAGCAGUCUGCAGGCGAUGAUUACAGGAAAUAUCGAAACCCUGAACGGCAACUACUACCAGCAGUUCCCAGCGGCCGUGAUGGGUGUUUCCCUUUUCGCAAUGACACUUGACUUCACUCUCACUAGUGAAAUGCUGCAAAACAUGGUGGACUCGUUCCAGUUCAUCAAGUACAUGCAAGCCAACCCAUCCUCGGCCCAGGCUAAAGGGUUCCGCACAGCACUAGCCCAGAAGACCCCCGAAGAUGCGAUCAACGCGUUUUUCCCAACCACUGCUAGUUUCCAGCAAUGCACUUACAGCACCUGGAAUACAGUAUUCACAUGGCAAACCCAGUUCACGAGCGCCUGGCAAGGCGGUCAGAGUACUCCGGUAGCGAUGCCAGGUGAUGGCACUAUGCAGGAGCAAAACAUAGGCACUGGCAACCUAUCCGUGUCCCUCAACCCGGUCUGGUUGAAUGUUGUCCAGACCAGCCACAAGACUGGGGAUGUCUACAACGUCAUUGGGGCUGCGUUUGCGGGCACUAUUAACAACGUGAACGUCGCUGGUAACAUCAACCAGCUUGUGGUCCCAAGCAUUCCGAGUACCUCGCCGACCUUUGGCAGCGUGAUGUCAUCUAUUUGUCAUUAUAGUGAUAAGCUUGGAUCCUUGAUAGGAAUCUUGACUGGAGUUGCGACGGUCUUGAUCAUGUUCAAGGAUAGCAAGGCGGCCGAGAAGCAGAGGAUCCUCGAUGCACAGAAAGAAGCCAAGACCGAGUCAGAAGCGAAAGAUAAAGAAGCCAAAAUCAAAGCGGAAUCCGACGCGAAAUUCCAGUCUGAGUUUAUCCAAGCGUCGCCAACUGUCGAGUUUCGGGCUUCUCAAGCGGUUGAUGGGUACAAGGAGGUAGCUGUGGCCGAUAAUGUCCAAAAGAACAUGAAGACUGUGCUAGGGGAAGGAGAGAAGCUGCAGCAGGAAUUGACCGAUGAUCCUUCGAAUCCAGCAAUUGAGAAAACGGACGCUGAUCUCGGAGGCGCCGUUGAGGACCUUAUGAAAGCGGACAACCCUGGCACGAGUCUGGCCGAUGAUCAGGCAAUUUUGAAAAAUGUCGACAAGACUGUUGCGGACACAAGCGAGGAUCUGAAGACCGAGGUGCAAGACGCGAACAAUACGGCUUCAAAGAGUGAGCAGACGGCGGAAAAAGGCGUCGAGAAGGUUGCUGAGGAUGUAAAGAACCAAGCUGAGGAAACCAAGGAGGUAAAGAAGAUGGAGGAGGCUGAGGCCGAAGCAAAAGUGUCUGAUCCGGUAGAUGGCAACGACUUUCGCAAUGAGAAGCGAGAAGGCGGAGGCGAGGGCGAGGGCAAGGGCGAGGGUCGUUCCAAACCAGUAUCAAGUCAGAUUAGGUUUAUUUCUUAUAUGCUCUUUGAAUACAUUUAUUAUGCCUCGCAGACCCAACUUGAACUGCCACGCCGUGAAUCCACAUUCCGUAUUAAACAAUCAUCUUGUUCCCAUAUUUAUCAUUGCGUCUUGACCUAA